UCGAUUCACUCGUACUUACAUGGCGAUAAUAUGAAUAGGAGAGAUUUUUAUAAAAAAGAUUUGAUGUCACAAGUAACUUUUAUUGACGUGUUGAAUUCCUUCUCCGCCCGUGAAGUAUCCAUACUUACUUUUGUGGCGUAGGCCUACGAAUAUAAGAUAUUUUAAAUUAAUUUCAACACUAAUCACGACGCUAUCUAGCCGGCAGUUUUUCAUGCUAUUAUAAAAUGUUGUUUAGCAACACAGUGGGGUGCUUCAGAAGUAAAACAUCUAACAGUGUAUUUUCAGUUCAGUAUACAUGUUUCACAGUGUGGCCUCAUUUUACAUAAUCCAUUUCUUCUGUACAUCUCGUAUAUUAACGACCGUAUCACCAUAAUAUCAGGCAAAAAUUAUACAUUACAAGACAAAUGCGGAAGUUGUCAAAUUAUGCCCUGGCAGCGAUACGCAGAUUGUCGAUUGAUGAUACCGUGCUAACAGGUGAAGGCAGUGUGUGACAUUCGUUAUCAGUUCUAUUAGAUUAAAGAAAUUUGUAAAAAAAAAAGAGAACAUUAUAGUGAUCAGACGUUCUCGAAAUAGUGGGUAACCUGAAAGUAAGAGACCACUUGGAAUACACAGGCUACAGUGGUUGAAGGUCCCUAUAGUUGGUCCAGCGUCGUGAAACGGAUGAAGUAAACCCAGCAAUGCAGCUAUUGCAUUCCAACGCAGACCGUAGUGACGAAUGAAUCCUCCUCUGAGUGAGUGAAGCUCUCCCUGACCUGAUAUGGAUAUUUGUUGCAAUUUUGGCAGCACUGUCCAAACUUUGCUUCGCAGAAGAUAAUUCGCAGAGUAAAAGUAUUUCUGAAACUUCUACAUCUAACGCACCUACAGCAGAUGCUCCACGCACGAAAAGGCAAGGUUACUCUAGAGGUGGUCAAAAUUCAGGAUUUGGAGGGUCUGCCACAGGACUUUCUAACGCAUACCUGCCUCCAAACGGCCAAUUUUCCAUCCAAAGACCUAUGGGCUCAUUCAGUACUCUAGACCCUGCAAGAGGCGGUGGAUUCGGAGGACCGUCGUUGAGGACCUCAACAUCAUUUGGAGGUAUCAGCGGUGGUUUUGGUGGUUCCGCCCAGGGGCCAUCCAAUGCAUACCUGCCACCACGUAGAGGCAGUGGAGAUAUUAGACCUCAUAGUACUGAAUUCGGUAACCAAACACCAUCAAGUCUAGAACGACAUAACAUCAAUGGCGCGCCACAGUUCGCUGAUCAAAGUGCUGGUCUGGGACCUUUCCAAGGAUUUCCUAGUGGACCAGGUAAUGUACCAGUAUCUGGAGGUGGGAGAUAUGGUCAAGGAACUUCUGGUACUUACGAUUCCUCAGCAUUCGAAAGAAACGUGUUUGGUGGAAAAGGGCCUUCUGGAAAGUAUGGUGCACCAGAUUCUAGACGUAGUGGAUUUGGCGGUCAAGGGCCUUCCGGAGGACGCCCUGCAGGAACACAUGAUGCGUCAACUUUUGGAAGUAGUGAAUUUGGUGGUCACCGGCCUUCUGUAGGAAGACCUUCAGGAACGUAUGGUGCACCGACUUCUGGAGGUAGUGAUUUUGGUGCUCAAGGAUCUUCUGGAAAAGAACCUUCAGGAACGUAUGAUGCAACUUCUGGAGGUAGUGGAUUCAGUGGACCUUAUGAAGGAAAACGGUUUGGAGGAAGGCCUUUUAGUGCUGAUGGAGCUCCAUCCUCAAGUUCUGGAGAUCCCUCAAAUAUUUACUUACCGACUGCUGGUGGUGUGGGAAAGACUUCACAACUUUCUGGAGGUUCUGGCACUCAAAGUUCAAGAAUACCCUUUAGCUUUCAUGAAGUUCCAGGUCUGAGUGGAGGAUAUAACGGUUCUCCCAAUGGUCCGUCGAACACAUACCUUCCAUCAUCGGGUGGUAUAUUUGGUCACGGACCAUCCAGAAACAGCGGAUCUGCGUCUGGACAAUUUUCAGGAACGUACAGUUCAUCAAAUGCAGGUGGAUCAAGCAGGGGACGUGGAAGAUUCUCUGAUGGCAAUGAUAGUGGUUUCGGUGUACCGAGAACUUCAAAUUUAUUUGGUACGACACUUGCAGGUGGCCCAAUUGAAGAACCAAGUACACUCACAGGAAUUGCAGGUGGCUUUAAUGGACCCUCUAAUGCAUAUCUACCUCCAAGUUCCAAUUUUAAUUAUCAGGGAUCUUCUGGAAGUGGCACUUUUGGUGGUCCAAAACAUGGAGGAAAUGAUGUUGGCAGUGGAUCUGGUUCGUAUAGACCUCCAAAUGCUUUUACUAACACUAAUUUCAGUGCAUCACUUGAUAGUCCAUUCAAUAAUUGUGAGUCUCCUGGCACUGUCAGUCGAAGUAAUGAUGAUAUUGGCUUCAGAGGGUCAUUAUUUGGUCCAUCUAAUACCUACCUAUCCCCGGGAUCAGGAGGAAGUUCUGAUCCAAGUGGGUUUGGACGCCUGUCAAGUAAGUACAGAGUCCCUAAUCAGGAAGGAGUGUUCGAUCAAAGACUUCAGGAUGGCAGUAACAGUAACCGUGGACUACAAAGAAACAUUCCUGAAAUAUCAUUUAACUCAUAUGGUACAUCAAGUCAAGGAAGUGGUUCAGGAAGAUCUACUAAUACACAUGGUGUACCCAGUCAAGGACAGCAAGACAACUCUGCUUUUGAAGGUUAUAAAUAUUAAUACACAGUCGACUGAUAUAUAUGAUUCAGUGUGACCGACUUAAUUGCAUGGAUCAGGGAACACCAAUAUUUUUUUCUGGAGACAAGCAACUAGAUGAUUACAAUUUAAUAAUUACCAGAAGUUAAAUAACUACAUUAUGAAUGGAUUUAUAGCUUGUGUUCUCACAUCAAAACAUUUUCAAUAAAAAGUUUUGGCACUAAAAUAUCACAAAAAUAGCCUGUCUAAGAAAUAGGCUACAAGUAAUAUUUAUAUAGAACACCAUCAAUUAGACAUCUGGCACAACAAAACAAUAAGACACAAAAAUUAUCAGUGAUUAAUCAAUAAAUUACAUGUUCAAAUUAUCAUGACGACAAACCCUUGGUGCCCUGAGGUGUGCAGUUAGUGAGUGGUCUGAGUACUUAUAUCACAUAAAUGUAUUUGAAAGAAUAAUAAAGAAAUGACCCCUAAAUCGUUGGUUAACAUCGACCAGACUGCACAGCACAACAACCCAGAAGACAGAAAUCUUCA
Messenger RNA from Zootermopsis nevadensis, 3173 nucleotides. Lineage: Eukaryota; Metazoa; Arthropoda; Insecta; Blattodea; Termopsidae. The record is from RefSeq and is a predicted model, not a curated record.